CUCCUCAUGUGGAAACCUUCCCUGAGUGAAUCUCUGGAACCCUCCACCAGUGAAACAAUUACCUUCCAGAUAUUCUGCUCCACAGCUCGCAACAUUCAAGCUCCUGAGACCUGCUUCCUCUGUGCAACCUGUCCCAAUAAACAUCGGCAUCCUUCAGACACACUUCACUCAUGGUUCUCACCCUGCAUUCCCUCACUCGCUCCACUGGCUCUCAUCAUCUGCAGUCCAAGGUCUGCGACUGUAAGCUGAGACAUUUGUGAUGCCCUCACGCUGCCGGAGUUAUGCAGUCUGGGGGACAACGAGCUGGGGCCGUCAGGAGAGGAGCUGUGUCAAAGUUGUGCACAAAUAACCAUUUGAGCUUAAAAAGUCUGAACACAGCUCAUUCUUUCACUGACGCCAUCAGAUUCCUGAGCCACAACAGCUUUGAAGAGUUUCUGGAUCUUCUCCAGACCUCACAUUCUGUAAAUGUUAUCCAGAUACUAUAUCCUCAUCUUCUGACAGAUCAUCACUGAAAUUAAUAAAAGAUAACAACAUGGAUAUUGGUUUGAUCAGCGUAGGAUGCCCUACAGUCCGCCGAUUGAAAACUAAGAAACAGCCAUUUGGAACGCUGACCAGAGUGACUGUAGGAGAAAAAGAUGUGAAGAAGAUAAAUAAAACCAUAUUACUUGUUGGAGAAUCUGGGACAGGAAAAUCUGCUCUGAUCAAUGCUCUGGUUAAUUACACCAUGGGAGUGAGGUUUGAGGAUGAAGUCUGGUUUCAGGUUGUGGAGGAAGAGGAGAAUGGCCAAACAUCAGAUGUGAUUGUGUAUGACAUCUUUAAUUUUAAAGAUAAACCUCUGCCCUACUCUCUGACCAUCAUUGAUACUCCUGGAUGUGGAAGCCAUAGAGGGAUGGACCGUGAUGUGACUGUAAGUCAGAGACUGUUUGACUUAUUUCGAUCAGAAGAUGGAGUUCAUGAGAUCCAUGCAGUGGCAAUGGUGAUGAAGGCUACUGAGAAUCAGUUUAGUGAUUCUCUGAGUUACAUAUUUGAGUCAAUGAUCCCUCUUUUUGGGAAAGGCCUUCAAAACAUCACUGUGGCUCUGAUCACACACUCAGAUGGAACAAUACCUAAGGUUGCUCUUCAAGCCCUUAAAGAUGCAGAGACUCCAUGUGUAAAAGACAUGAACAGCCAGCCUAUUCACUUUACAUUCAAUAACUGUCAGAAUGAGUCUCGAACAGAGGAAACUAGCUUAGAUCUGGAAAAAGCAUGGAGAGUGACAGAGGCAGGGAUGAGUCAGUUCAUGUUUUUUCUUAAAAAGGCUUCACCUCAGCAGCUGCAGGUGAAGUUUGGGUUUAAGUCACAAAUCAGACUUGCAGCCACUAUCCAAAAUCUAGAGGAGAAAAUCAAGCUAAAUGAACUGAAGCAGAAAGAAAAUAGGCAGCUUCAAGAAGCUCUGAAGAAACUCAAACAGAAUAAAAAUGAAAACAUUAUCGAAGUAGACGAAGUCUGCAUUGAACAAGAAUCUAUUGGUGGUGAGAUGUCCUUCUUAAAAUCAGCUGUCUGCUGCACCGUCUGUAAGGAGAACUGCCACUAUCCAGGAUGUACGAUGGCCCUGAGCCCUGAAGAGUGUGAGGUCAUGCAUUAUAGCCACUGCACUGUUUGCACUGGUAAAUGUCCUGUAUCAACACAUGUUAAAGCCAACUGGAGGUAUGUGGCCAAGACAAAAAAGGUGCAGAAAACCAAAGAGGAAUAUAAAAAGAUGUAUAAGAAAGCAUCAAAAUAUAAGAUAAAGCUUCUUGAGAUUCUGGAAAAGGAUAUUGAAAGUCUAAAAUCAGAGAAGACACAAUUCAUAGAAAACUCCUUCAAAAAAGUUGUAAGCUUGGAUCAGACUGUGCUUAAAGUUUGCUCCAUUUCCACCAACAUAAGUUUGGACUUCCUGAUUGAGAAGAUGGAAGAAAAAGGAGACUCAGAGAAGCAACAGAAACUGCAGGAGGUGGACCAGCAGAUGGAUGAAGGGGUCAAAGCCUUGCUCAACUGCAACAACAACUCUCCACAAGAAAUCUUUCCCAGCAGAGACCUGAUUCGUUCUGGAUCCCCUGAAGUCUACCAGCUCAAAACAAAGAAAAAAAUCUUUGGAACCCUGACCAGCCUGACUGUAGGGACAAAAAACCGCAACAAGCCAAAUAAAACCAUCCUGCUUGUUGGUGAAACAGGAGCAGGGAAAUCUACUCUGAUAAACGCCAUGGUCAACUACGCCAUGGGAGUGACAUUUGAAGAUAAAGUCUGGUUUCAGAUAGUAGAAGAUGAGAACAGAAGUCAGACAGAAAGCCAGACAUCAGAUGUGAUUGUGUACCAGCUCUUUGGUUUUGAAGAUAAAACUCUGCCCUUCUCUCUGACCAUCAUUGAUACUCCUGGAUAUGGAGACACUAGAGGGAUUGAACUUGAUGUCAUUGUCAGUGAAAGAUUAUUUGAAUUGUUUCGAUCAGAAAAUGGUAUUCACGAACUUCAUGCGGUGGGUCUGGUGGUGAAGUCGAGCGUGAAUCGUCUGAGUGACCGACUGAAGUACAUCUUUGAUUCAGUGAUGUCUCUUUUUGGAAAAGACAUUGAGAAAAACAUAGUAGCUCUGGUCACUCACUCCAAUGGAAGAAGACCAAGGGACUUGCUUCAAGCUCUCAAUGCUGCCAAGAUUAAAUGUGCCAGAGAUGAGAAGGAGCAACCUGUUUACUUCCUUUUCAAUAACUGCCAACACGAAGAACGAAUAGAGGAAGAGCAUCAUAAAAAUGCUGAUAAAAUAGCAAUGGGAGGUCUGAGUGGCUUUACUGCCUUUCUGGAAAAAACUGCACCCCGAAAACUAGACAUGACUUUAGAUGUUCUCAAUGAACGGAUCAGAUUGUCCGCCUGCAUCCAGAACCUGCAGGAAAGAAUCCGUCUGUCUGAGCUGAAAGAGGCAGAAAUUAAACAGAUUAAAGAAGCUCUGGAGAUACAUGAAAAUAACAAAACUAAUGAGAAGGUCACUGUAGAAUUUGAUGAAACCUACAAAGGCAAAGAAGCCAUCGAAGGAGACAUUUGGCUGAUGAUUUUAGUAAAAGGGGCAGUAUGUUGUACGAUCUGUGAGGAGAACUGUCACUAUCCUGGAUGUUCAAGCUCUAGAAAGCCCGAGGACUGUGAGGUGAUGAAAGAUGGCCGGUGCACUGUGUGUACUUUAAAGUGUCCUGCAUCUGCUCAUGUGAAAGGGAAGUGGAGAUAUGUUAACAAGACAAAAAGGGUUCAGAGAAGCCUGGAUGAGAUUAAAAGAAAAUCAAAACAAGAAAAAGGUUUGAAUUUUUUGGGUAAUCUUGAGGAAGACUUGAAAAAGCUGAAGGCAGAAAAGUCGCAGCUGCUGGAAGAAGCUCUCCAACAUAUUGACAAUUUGGGGCAGAUUGCUUUGAAAGUUAAUUCAGUGUCCACAUUUGUCCCAUAUGACUUUUUGAUUGAAAAGCUGGAUGAAAGAGGAGAAGCCAAUAAAAUUCGGAAACUGGAGGAGAUGAAAAACAAAGAGGAAGAAGGAACCAGAACAAUCGUUCUGUCUAUGUGGGGUAAAUUGAAAGCAGCUACCAAAAAAAUUCAAAAGGGCUUCAAGUAGCAAAUCUGGUAUCAGCUAAAUGGGAUCCUUAAAGAGUGCAUCUUUGAAUUAAUGCACUUGUUGCUUGGAUGAAUGCCCGGGAUCAAUUUCUCAUUUCAUAUCAAUUGUUUGUCAUGUAAGCUGUGUUACAUACUUUUAAAUAGACUUCAGUUUAAACACAUGCAGGCACAUAAAACACAGGUCUACACAUUCCUAAUGUUAAAUUCUCAGUGCAAUACCACAAGAAAAUAAAAAAUGCCAAUGCCAUCAGAAUAACAACCACUGUUGACAUGAGGUACCAGCCAAUGCAAAGCAAGGUCGGGUUUCAGAAUUGAUCAUUUUCCAAUUUCCUUCCAUUGAACUAAAUCUUACCCUGUUCAUAAACCAAACAAAAGAUUUAUGUUAACAACAUAAAGGUAUC
Molecule: messenger RNA, 4001 nt
Organism: Xiphophorus maculatus (southern platyfish)
Lineage: Eukaryota; Metazoa; Chordata; Actinopteri; Cyprinodontiformes; Poeciliidae
Exons: 7
Coding region: 533-3601 (1022 amino acids)
Molecular function (GO): ATP hydrolysis activity; GTP binding
Source: RefSeq, a predicted model, not a curated record